UUGUGUGCUUCUUCCAUCUGAAUUUUAUUUACCCACACAAAUAGUUGUGCAUGCGAAAUUAGGGUAAGCGAACCUCUUCUGGCGUAAAAACCCAAAAAUUGGUACGAUCGAUUCCUAUUGCUCUUUCAUAUCAAUCCAUAUCCUGUGCAAAUUCACUAGAAUGCAAGUUUAGUUUCUUUUUUGGCAUUCAUUUUAUGAGUUGAAAAGAAUUUUCAUGGAUUUCAUCGUUUUGCCUACUUUGCACAUGAUGCUAACGUGCAAAUUUUGAUCAGUGUAUGAACAUUGAUUCAGUAUACCUAUAACAGGUACAAAUGUCAUAACGGGUACACUCACACUUAACUGCAUACAAACACAUUCGCACUGAUAAGCUUACCGUCCGUAUUCUUGAAUGAAUGUCACGCUAUAGUUUACCCAAACCAGCAACUUAAAAACAUAAGUCAUCAGCUUAUUUGUUAGCACAUUUAUGCACAUCUUCUUCGAGUCGAAACAAUAACCUAGCGGGAUUACGAGUUCGAAGUCAGAUUCAGUGUCAGACCGUUUUCCGGUUAGAUUUUGAUUCGAUUGAAAGUGAAAGUAUUAUCGUUGAGAUCGUACUGAAAAUGGCACCACGUUUUGAAAUCUUACCAGUUCAGUCAACCCAGAGCGAUUCCGACCGGAUAUCGGAUGGCGAAUCAAUCGAAAUCAUCGACGAUCCGGAAGACGUGACAACGAAUCGUUCGUUGACAGCCGGCGAGGCCGAUCUUGUGCAGAACGGGAACGCAGAAAACGUCGUGGAAGAAUCUCCAGCAAUUGAAAUCGCCGAAUCCAUCGUGACCAACGAGCUUAGUGGUGAAGUUACUGAGAGUUUUGUAUUGGUCGAACAGGGAAAUGAGUGUUCGGAGGAAAAGGAACCGAUCAAUGGCGAAAGCAGUGAAUCUGAUGAUCACGGAACUAAUGAAAACAAUCAAACAGCCGGUUCACCGCAAGGAAACGAAUCUGCAGAAGUGGACGGUGAAGAACCUUCGAGUAGUUUGAUCAAUCGUGUGGUGGCAUCGUGUGGUGGCAUCGCCUUCAAUGAUGUCUUUCUAAUUCCGAUUGAUUCGCAAAGCAUCGAACCGGAAAGAGAAAUACUAAAGACAUUGAAUUUAGUAGGCAAAUUUUCCUUCGGAAAUGAACAAAUCAAAAUCAAACCUCCUUCGUCCAUGAGAAGAGUUGACCAGCUUGGAUAUUCCGCUAGGAUCCGAUACGAAAGUAUCGUGAUUAAACUGUGCAACGAAGGCAGUUUGAUGUUGGCGGAUGAUAAUUUUAUGGCAAAAGUAAGAUUAGUCACUCCAAGGAUGCUCCGUGAGACGACCAACUUCUUCCAGGCGAAGGAGGUUUUACUGCAACAGCUUCGGAUCGAGAAAGUGCUGCAGGAUGAUUUGUCGACUAGAAGUCAUCGACCCGCAUUUCUCACGGCUAUCAAAGAUGCGUUGAAAAUAUCCCCAACUGACGAUCAGUCCAUCAUUAAUUGCAUCCAGUUGUCCUUCAUUCUGACAGUGACUCUGAGAAAUCAAACUCGCCAAGCAUUGUGUAGUGAAAUAAUCAACAAUUCGAUGAUCUCUGCCAACUUGAGACAAUCUGCUUCCGCUUUAAACGUAGCUGAAAAUCGUGUUCAGACUAGGAAUCGAGUACUGUCCCGUUUCGGAUCGUUAUCGCCGAAUGAAUCCGAUCAGAACCUAUUCGACGCAAUCAACCGGAUGUUGAAAUCGUCUCUUGCGGAUUACAAAAAAAGUCUUCUGGAAAAAGCUCCAAAAUACUUGCAGGAUCCCAUUGCAAGUAUUAGUCAACUGAAAACCUUACUUGUUCCGGUCAAUGAUGUAAAACUAUUCACGGAUCUGAGUGGUUCUUUGAGCGAGGAUAUCUUCCGGAAACCGCUUGCCGAUCUUGCCGCGCGAUGGAUCGCCAAUAUCAAGUCGAUGAAUGUCAAGAACAUAAAAAGUGUGGUGGUUCAAACCAAUCCAAUCUAUUACUUCCUGUGCCGGAGUUUGAACGAGCUAAUUGUUGAGAUUAGUGACAGAACCGAUCAUAAACCAGUGGAUCUGCUGACUAGCAACAACAGCUCCGGGUGGCAUCCAAUCAAGAAGAUCAACUGGAAGUUGGAAACUUCCUUGACAAAAUGUCUCGAACGGGAAUACUAUUUCCUAUUUAAAUUGCUGAAACAUUUCUCUCUAUGUCCCAGUGGCAGUCGCAAACGGUUUGAGUACGAAAUGAAACUGUUGAAUGGCCCAGCACAGAAAGCCGUGUGGACGAAGUUUGUGGCAGGCACAAAAAAGGUUCUCCGAAUUCAUAAACCGGCAGAGAACUCUCUUCCCAUUGCGGAUGAAUUCUACGUUUGGUGCAGUUUGCUCGAUGAUGUACUAGCUCAUGUACUGCCACGAGAAUGUGAAUUGGAAAAUUUUGCCACCAUUUUCCAAAGUUACCUGGACUUCCUGUGCCACGUGGGUCACGAUCAGCUGGAAAGUUUGCGGGUUAUCACUCACAAUACGGCUCGCUUCAUCGUUCAAACCGUACCGUACGUGUCGGUGAAGGAUAGUUCCGUUAUCGACCGGCAGAUCCUACAGAAACAGCUGAAUAUUAUCAACUUGAAAACUCCGUCAUCGAACAACUUCCGCGAUCUGAUUGAUGUGUUCAAUAUGUACUGGAAAAACAGAGAAGAUAUCAUUUCGAUUCUACCUUCCAAAAUCAAUCUACCGGCAAUGACGACUCUUAGGAACGGUUUGGUGGAGAUUGUAUUGGAGGCGUUAGGGAAAAGCGUACCUUCGGAGGAAAUGAUCGCGUUCUUUCGAACGUACAGCGAUCUGUUGGGUGAUCUGAACGAUGUUCCGUUCGAGUGGUAUGUGAAAACGAUUUCCGACGACAAGCACCAGAAAUCGUUGAUCGAUCUCAGUCUGAUUGAACCGUUCGAUAACAAAUGGAUAAAUACGAAGAAUAUGACCUACCGAGUUAUCAACCCGGAAAAAUUUGCCAAAUUAGUUCCCAUCAUAUUCGAAGGACUUCCUGAACCGAAGCACUACGUGAUCGAGGUUCUACUGGCUUUACUUUCGAACAUCAAACAGCAACUCGGCAAAACACGUUGGGAAUCCGGUGAAACGCUAUCGCAAACCGAUCAAAUCCGUUCAACGAACGAAUCGAUUUCCGCUGUUCGGAACUCGUUCCUGUAUUUACCGGAACUACCGGAUUACGUUUCUUUCGAACUGUUCUACGAUGAGCGAACCAAACCGUUCGCCAGUGCCAUGGCCAGGAGCAGAUCCUGUCGCGAUUUUACCACAAGAGUUUCCCUGAUUAAGGAGUCGUUCUGGCAUAUUCGGAAACAGAAUGAGAUGGACGUGGAACGGGCGCUAGAACUGUUCCGCCAGUUGAACACCGCCGUCAACGAUGAACUGCUUCGAAACGCAUAUUUCCAGUACACCGAGAGCUUCAAUCGUUUUAUGCAGUUGUCGGGUCAAGAACAAACAACACCGAGCCCAAUCAGGAUUGCCGCACAGAUUCUGGAGCUCGUUUCCGUUGCACCGUUUGAAAGUUGGACACCGGAAUUCAAGCAGAAAAAACUGCCGGAAAUUCUUGCGGGAUUGGCAGCCGUCUGGUCCAUCGUGGUCUCGAAGGAUGUCUCCAGUACGGGCAAUUACCUUACCCCACACUGCGUUCAGAUCCUGUGCAUUCUGAGACUACUGAGCGUGGACCGAACGGAGAACGGAGUCGCCAAACAUCUGACGGAGAUUUUGACGGGACAGGGAAAGUCUCUGGUGUUGGGUCUGAUGGCUGCGCUAUUUGCGUUGACCGGUCACAAGCCGCAGAUUGUUUGCUACAAUCGGUAUUUGGUAACAAGAGAUGAAUACGAUUUCACGCCGUUCUUCGAAAUGUUGAACAUCAAAAACAGUAUCAGCUACAAAACGUAUGAAACCAUGGCAAAUGAGCUCAUUGCUCCUAUCAUCGAUGGUAAACCAAUGGGGUUAAGGGGUUUGGUAAGGGAUACGCUAUUGAAGGACAUAAAUCUUGAUCACAGUAAGCUAGUUUCCGAGAAUUCAUCUAAUUCGGUCCUGUUGAUCGAUGAAGUCGAUGUAUUUUUCACUAAACAGUUUUACGGAAGCUCAUUUUAUCCGGUAGCUCGAGUAAUGUUGCCCGGUUUAGAGCUUAUUCAAGAGAAAAUUUGGAGUCUUGUUACUGUAAAACCCUCGUUAACAUCGGAAUCGAUUGAGCAAAGUAUUAGCGAUUACGUCAAAUCAACCCCCAUUACAGAGCAAAAGGACUUCCAAAAUUUCUUAGCUAGAAAAAAACCGUACGAUUUAUUGACAAUCGAGAAUAACAAAUAUAAAACAAAACAAUAUACAAACAAAAUCUUGUUCGAAGAACAUCUUCGUAAAAUGAUCAAAUGUGCCAUUGAAGUGAAUAGUUAUUCAGCUAUCGUGGAUCAUAAGCUCAGUGAUAGCGGUAAUAUCCUCGCCAAAUACAGGGAAACAUUUGUCAAUGAUACAAUUUUCCAAUAUUACACGAUUUUCAGUUAUUUCCGUCUGCGAAAGACAAAUUUUGUCGUGAGCGAUAACUCGAACGUAAAUUACGGUUAUUUCAAUCUGAGGUGUGGCUCCAUUUCCUACUCAAUGCUCCCGAGACGAUUUCCACUUAUUUUGGGUGUUUCCGGCACGAUAACUGCACUAAACCAACACGAAAGAAUCUCAAUCGACGACGUGUACUGCAUCCGCCAACUGUCGUCAAUGCCAAGCUUUUUCGGCUGUUCGAAUCUUCAGUUCGAUCCGACGACCAACUUCCAACGACUGGUGAGCAAAUCGGAAUGGUUGAAUGCCAUUUUCGGUCGAGCCAACGCCAUACUCGCAGCUAAACGAUCAGUUCUGGUGGUAUUCGAGAGCGACAAUGAAUUGAAUCGAUUCCAUGAGGAAUAUUCUGGCCAGUUCGAUCGAGUCAACGUUCUGACGGAAAAUACAGAUUCGACACGAAUGGAGCGGUUCGUUGAGGAGGCAGGUGUUGCGAGAACGAUCACUUUGGCAACUCGCGGCAUGGGACGCGGGGUCGACUAUAAAUCCAGUGUUUCCACCGAAAAACACGGAGGCAUUCACGUGAUUCAAACAUUCUUUUCACUGGAUCUGAAGGAGGAAGUUCAAAUAAAAGGUCGCACGGCUCGCAAGGACAACCGCGGUAGCUACGAGCUGAUCGUCUGCCAAGCUGAUCUCGAGAGGGUCGAUUUACUCCGGAAGGUUCGUGAGGUCAACUAUCGCCAACUGAACGAAGCAAGGCUGGAUUUGGCGUUGAAACAGAACGAACAGAUUCUGAAGGACAUAGCCAGUGAAAGCGAGGAUCACGAAGUGACAAUGCGAUACAUGAAAACAUAUUUCCGAACAUAGUGAAUAUAAUAAAAACUACAUUUUCAAACUGUUAUCCGUUGUUUGCAUUCAAUUUCUAAUGCGAUUGUCUAUCAAAUUAUUGGUUUGUCCUUGUAAACUUUGAAUCAUCUCGCCUUUUUGCCUGAGGUCAUGGUUAAUGGUCGUCACAUCACUGAUAUUGUGGCCGAACGGUCGUUC
This is a messenger RNA of Malaya genurostris, 5552 nucleotides long. RefSeq lists its product as uncharacterized. Bases 600 to 5375 code for a protein of 1591 amino acids. Gene Ontology annotation, molecular function: ATP binding; ABC-type protein transporter activity. NCBI's taxonomy places the organism in Eukaryota, Metazoa, Arthropoda, Insecta, Diptera, Culicidae. Gene Ontology annotation, cellular component: membrane. The transcript is spliced from 3 exons. The record is from RefSeq and is a predicted model, not a curated record. Gene Ontology annotation, biological process: protein targeting; protein import.